Carassius auratus (goldfish) is the source of this 4680-nucleotide messenger RNA. RefSeq names its product NACHT, LRR and PYD domains-containing protein 12-like. Gene Ontology annotation, molecular function: DNA binding; protein binding. The transcript is spliced from 11 exons. Bases 2512 to 4101 code for a protein of 529 amino acids. The record is from RefSeq and is a predicted model, not a curated record. Lineage: Eukaryota; Metazoa; Chordata; Actinopteri; Cypriniformes; Cyprinidae.
CAUGCUAUUCCAAAUCCAUAAAACUCUUGUUCAUCUUAUAAACAAAAAUGAAAAUAUUUAUAAUGAAGUCUGACAGAUUUCUUUCCCUCUAUUGAAAGUCAAUUUUACCAAAAGUAAACCUUAUCUGUAUUAAUUAAGUGAGAAGGAUCAUGAUCAUUUUUUUUUAUUCACAUGUAAACACUGAUCAACAAAAAUACUGCACAAAGAGAACAUUAAAUAUUGUCAACAGAAUCUCAGCCAUGCUUUCUUGACAUGCAAUAAUGUACUUUACUAAUGUAACCUUGGUUCAUUAAGAUACUGGAGCGAGUACUCCUGUUAAGACGUUAUGGGGAAAACUCCUUUUUCUCAACUGAAAAAUCAUUCCAAGAGAUUUUCGUAUGGCCUCGUAACUCAGUGAGGACCAAAAAUGUACAGUAAAGAAAACAAACGCCUGAAGCACUGGCUUUACCGUAUAGCAAAAGUGAGACCAUUAUGCAGAAAGAAUCCAGGCCUGUAAGGCCGGGGACAUCCAGAUGAUAGAACCUGGUAAAUUGCACAGCUAGGCUAAGCCGGCCUCCACACAAAUCUCUACAAUCGAAACACCGCUAGACCAAGCCCAGGAAGAGGCGACACCUCUUGUUGAGUGGGCUCUUACUCCCAUGGGGAAUUGUAGGCCCAAAGAAGAGUAAGCUAGCACGAUAGUAUCAAUUAUCCAUUUGGAAAGUCUCUGCUUUGUGACUGGAGACCCUUGGUGUCAACAAAGCAUAUAUAAAAAGAUGUUUCAACUGCCUGAAUGGGCCGGAAUGUCCCUAAUGGGGCAAAGUAAACUCAGCUCUGGGUCUUGCUCCGAAUGAGGAAGCACUGAUAGAGCUAUAACCUGUGCUCUGAACAGAGUUUAGAGCACUUUACAUUAGCAUGCCUCGGCUUUAGGAUGACCCUGGGGUUGUUGGCUCGAAAUUCGAGGCAGUUGGGGCUCACCGGGAGCACCUGCAGAUCUCCCAUAAGCUUCACUGAUGCUAUUGUCAGUAACAGAUCUUUUUUUAGCAUCAGGGGUUGAAGGUCAACACACUAUAGCAGCUCAAAGGGAGGACUCUUUAGAGCCCUCGACACCAUGGGCAGGACCCCGUUAAAAAACAAUGGCUCCAAUUGCUGCUGAAUGGCCAGUGCACAUUCUGCAGUGCUACCAACCUCAUUUGAGAACCAAUCCCCUGGGCAUACUUGCGAGGGUAUCUGUAUCAAUGUAAUCAUCCUGAAUGGCCAUCUCAUUAGGGCACUUUUCAGGUGCCUGAGAUUGAGAAUGGCCUUAGGCCACCAUCCUUUUGGGGCACAAGGAAGUAUCGGCUAUAGAAGCCUUACUCACUCUGAGCUAAAGGAACCAUUUCUGCUCCUUUCAUGGCCUGUGUGCCAAUGGAUUGGAUUGGUUCGAGUGCCUCGUGGGGACCUGCUGCUUGUGACAAGCAGAAGAGGACAUUUUCACUCUUUUUGAAAAUUGUUGCAUUUUAUUUUUCCUGCUGUAACAGCGAUGGGUUUUGUGGGCGCUAUUUUAAUGGUAGUAUAUACCACAAACACAUUGCUGUCAGCACCCGUAAGUGAAUGGGCUGCUUGUAUGCACAACAGUGGCUGCUUGGGAUGUAGUCCGGCGACAUUGAGGCUAUCCCCCCUCCUCUUCUGUCCCACAGAUCAGGAUGAUGCCUGAUGCGCUGGAUCCAGCACUACCUUGGGCUGUGUUCCCUGGCGUUUAGCGAAUGGAUAGCAUCUGGCCAAGCAGUAAAGCAAUGAGGACAUUCCCUCUUGGUGAGUGCAGCUUCAGUGUGAGCACCGCCCAAGCAUGAGUCAUGCACAAACCAAUGGCCGUGCAGUUACACUGCGUUACUGAAAAGGCUCCAGUAUUCAGAGAAAAAGGAGUUUUCCUCAUACGUCUUUGCAGACGAAGUACGAGUGAAGUAUCAAUAGGGAACCAAAGAGGUUUGUUCAUGUGACAAACAAGCAUGAUUGAAUUGCUGCAGUACCAAAUAGGUCUGUCUUCACAAGUGAAGCAAGGAAGGUUACUUAGGUUUUAUAAUAGAUGAUUGAUAAGUUAUAAUAUAACUAAGUUCUAAUAUUUUAUGAUUAUAAUAACUUUUUGAAGCAUUACAUUUUUAGGUGAAUGAACUUCCAGUAAAAGGGCAAAGAUGUGUGUUUUGUGUUUUGAAGAUGAACAAAUGUCUUGUAAACGAUGACAAAUUUUGAAGUUUACUAUUCCUUUGAUAAACAGAGAAGAAGAAUGAAAAGUAUGAAAGAGCUGUAAAGACAUUGACAAAAAUAUAUAUAUAUUUUUAUACAAAUCAGCCACCACAUCCUUUCUUAUUUCUUCUCUUUGUAGGUUGUGUAAAUGCAGUAUCGGAGAGGAAGGUUGUUUUGCUCUUGCUUCAGCUCUGAGAUCAAACCCCUUACACCUCAGAGAACUAAACCUAAGCUUAAAUAAACCUGGAAUCUCAGUGAAAUUCUUGUCCGAUCUACUGGAAGAUACAAAUUGCAAACUGGAGUCCCUAAAUGAACAGGGAGAGCAGUGUUGUGUGUGGUUUGAAGGCGGAGGCUGAAGAGGACAGUAUAGAGAGCAUGGACAAUGAGAGCACACCACUGAGGAGAUCCAGAGGCCCCAGUCCCCUCAGUGACAGUAUGAUGUCUGAGGCGAAUGAUGAAGCUCUUAUUAAUGAAGUCACACAUGAAAUACCACAUGAUUCACACGAGGCAGAGAGCGUCUUUUCAACUGAGCUCUAUGGAGCGGAUUUGCAAAGAACUCUGGGAGAGAUUCUUGCAUACUGUCAGGUUACAUAUGGAGCCAUUCUGAAACUCGAUGAGAAGUUUGAGAUGCUCCAGGCAAAAGUAGCAAGCAUCCAGAGCAGUCAUCAAAAUCCAGCUGCCUACUCUCAGAGGACGUAUUUGUCAUCCAGCUACAGAGACAGCUGUCAGGCCAAGUCUGAAGCCUCACUUGGUUCUGAAGCGUCUAUGCCCCACCUCAUUCAUAUUUCCUCUACAUCUCCCCUUCCGUCUGAGGAGAGCAGGAAACCUCCUACACUCUCCCCCGGCCCAGAGGUGCCCAGCCCUCCUCGACUUGUUAUCCAGAGCCAGUCCCACACCUUGGUCAAGGCCACUGCCCCAACCCACACAACACAAGCACCUUUCAGCAGGAAUAAGAUGAGUCUAAUGCAGCAUCUUCAGCGAGUGAAGAGACCAGCUGAAACAAGCUCAGAGACCAGUGACCCUGCUUUAACUGCAGAUCUGACGAGUAAUACGAGUUGUCUGGGCAGCUCUGACAGGAAGGUGUUCGUCUCAAACUGUAUCCUACAGAGGGCUGGCAAAAUGGCACGACCCAGUGCAGCGGUGCGGUACCUGUCCAGAAACAUCUUCACAGUGGAGGAACUCUCUCAAAGCAGCACCACUGGAAACACAAAGAGACGCCUAAAGAGACUCGACCCAAACAAGAUCAGUGCCAUCAGAGAAUGGGCGGUAAAGAGAUACUCCAAAUUUGACCUUCACGAGAAAGGCAAAGACUGGAAAAUGUGUCUGUCUGUGAUCAACUCGACGGCCCGCUACUAUCGGUUCAUGGACAAGACACGGAGGCUGAAGGUGAAGGAAAAAGUGAACCCUGAGAACAGAACGAUAGAUUCAUUUGCAGCAGCUGCAGAGAUUGAUGUUGAACUGUCUGACAGCGACACGGAGCAGAAACAGCUGGAAACGCCGAUGAGCCACAUCACAGAAGAUCACUACACAAACACAGACUGGGAACCCAACAGCGUGUAUCUGGGCCCCCCUCAUCGGGAUGUGAAGGUUCCUGAGUUUGCCUUGUCUGCAGCACAUCUGCGAACACGUCCUGAACUCAUCGCUCGAUACCUCAUUAAGUUCAUCUUCCCAGAGGAUGUGCUGGUGCGCAGCAAUGUGUACGGCGGGAUGCGGCGUGGCAUUCAGGCCCUGGACCACAACAAGAUCUCUGCGCUCCGAGAGCACCUGCUGGAGCGCUUUCCCUGGAUGAGGCUGGAGGAAGACGGAAGCGACUGGAAGGUUUGCGUGGGCGCUAUAAACAGUACCAUACGCAAGUUUCGAUAUGAGCGCAAGAUGGGCAUCAAGAGAGGGAUACGCUAGUACGGAGUAUCAUUUGGAGAGGUGUUUGUACACAGUGACUGUUUGUGUCAAGAAAUGCUGUCAGUAGCUGUUACUGUGUGUUCUUCUAGAAUGAGAUUAGUAUUUCAUUUAAUUUGUGAUUUUACUGGUUUGUUCUAUAUAUAUAUACAUGUUUGAGCAAAAAUGGUUAAUAUAUGUAUUGUGAACAAAAUAAUUGUUAAUAUAUUAAGUUUUCAUAACUUUUCUCUCUAAUGAAACUUAGCAGCUAUAGAAAAGAGUGAAAAAAAAUUGACAGCUGUUGUCAAAACAGGUAUUUGCACUUCAGUUACGAACAUAGUGUCAGUUUAGAUGAUUGAGUGAAGUGAAUAAAACAGGUUUAGGUUAACAAGUCACGUUGCACAGAGUAUGAGUGUCAGAUCCUCCGGAGUAUGAACUAUCACUUCUUGUGUCACAAACCUGAAAUGAAGCACAGUAGCAAUGAUUAAUCGGUGUUUUUUGCCCCUUCAAUUAUUGAUGGAGAAAACAUUUGGCAGGUGAAAUAAGUGCUAGCAGAAAACUAGUAGACACAUGUAAAAUAAAAUCUAGUUUUAAAAAUAUGAA